AUGUCUUCCAACGUCGGAUUGUCCACACCACGCGGUAGCGGGACGUCGGGAUAUGUGCAGAAGAACAGGUCGCUGGUGAGGCCGCGCGACAAGGCCGCACCCUACACCAAGGAUUGGGAUUCGGCGAAGCACCGCCAACGACAGCCCGACCCCGAGAUUCUAGAGCAUGACCGCAAGCGCGAGAUCGAAGUCAAAGUGCUGGAGCUACGGGACAAGCUCGAAGACGAAGGUGUCGAUGAAGAUGAGAUAGAUGAUCGCUGUGACGGGCUGCGCAAGAAGCUCGAGGAAGAGCGCAAGGCAGGCAAGGACGCGGGUCCGGAUGCGCGCAACCUGAAAGUGCAUCAGGUGCACGACCUGGCCAAGGCCAAGAUAGAGGAGAGCGAAAGGCUGAGAAAAGCAUUGGGUAUCUCCGCGGAUUAUGAAGAGGGAAGCCACUGGAGGAAACAAGAAGAACGCCUUCGAGAGUCACUGGCGCAACGCGAACGCGAAGACGAGGAGCAGCUGCAGAAGGCCAAGGAGGCGCGCCGCUAUCGAGACGACUCUGAGUGA
This is a messenger RNA of Didymosphaeria variabile, 549 nucleotides long. RefSeq names its product RNA-splicing factor (gene CWC21). Bases 1 to 549 code for a protein of 182 amino acids. Lineage: Eukaryota; Fungi; Ascomycota; Dothideomycetes; Pleosporales; Didymosphaeriaceae. The record is from RefSeq and is a predicted model, not a curated record. The transcript is spliced from 3 exons.